This is a messenger RNA of Paracoccidioides lutzii Pb01, 495 nucleotides long. RefSeq lists its product as hypothetical. The record is from RefSeq and is a predicted model, not a curated record. The transcript has a single exon. Bases 1 to 495 code for a protein of 164 amino acids.
AUGGAAGUUAGCAGCCCUAUGAUUCAAGUAGCUAAUAAGGCUAUUUUAAAGGUUCAAGGAAUUGAGAUUACCUCUAUCCCAGUUGGGGAAAGAUUAAUUGAAUUCAAUCAUAUCUAUUUAGUGCCAGGCUUAUCUGCCAACCUCAUAUCUACUGGCCUAUUGAAGUGCCAGGGCUAUAUUCACUAUGAUCUGCAGGUCCACACUGGAAAUUACUUUGAGAUAAUAGCAUCUACAGGAAAUGACAUAUUCUAUGCAAAUUUGAAUUCCAAUAAUAUAUAUGUUCUAUCUGACACCUCUUCUAUGUUUAAAGGUAUUAUGAAUGAUCUGGAGGUUGAAUCACUGGCAUACUUAAUAGUUUUGAAGCUCAAGAUGAUUUUAACAGAUUAUGAUCUGAAUAUUGCAUCACUGAGUCUUUUCAAUUAUGAUGAUGUGAAGCAGUUAAUUAAUCUGAAGGAUCUGAAUACUGAUAUUUUCAUUAUAUUCUUAUCAAUCUAA